This is a messenger RNA of Staurois parvus, 241 nucleotides long. NCBI's taxonomy places the organism in Eukaryota, Metazoa, Chordata, Amphibia, Anura, Ranidae. The record is from the annotation of a GenBank genome assembly.
UGUCAUCAGCUGUGUCCAAUCACAGCUGAUCACUGAUCAUCAGGGCACUGGUGAUCAGUGUGCCUUGAUGAUCAGUGUAGCCCCAGCAGUGCCACCUGUCAGUGUCCAUCAGUGCCAGCGCUCAGUGAUCAUCCAUGCCACCUGCCAGUACCCAUCAAUGCCACAUAUCGGUGCCUACCAGUGCACAUCAAUGCCACAUAUCAGUGCCCAUCUGAGCUGCCUUUCAGUGUCGCCUUUCAGU